This is a messenger RNA of Scutellospora calospora, 332 nucleotides long. The record is from the annotation of a GenBank genome assembly. Lineage: Eukaryota; Fungi; Glomeromycota; Glomeromycetes; Diversisporales; Gigasporaceae.
UGUUUUAUCGAAUUAUUAAUCCCGAAGAGAUUCAGCAUGAGAAAACUUUGGGUGGGGGCUUAGAGAAGUUUGCUUAUCAUGUGGAAGUGGUCGGAGGGAUGAUACCUUUUUGUAAUAGUUGGGCUUUAAAUUCUACUGACAUAAAACUCUUAGAAAGUUUAAAUAAAGAAAUAGCUGACUUGAAAAAGCAAAUUCAAGCCUUAACUAUUUUAGCCGAGGAUAGAAAAGCUAAAUUAAGCCAAGAACAACAGGCUCUUAUUAAAUUAGCCAAACAAAAACUGACCAAUAAAAAAGAGGCUGCUGAACUCUUAAACCAACUUACCCAGAACUGA